AUGACAAUUCGUAAAACAAAUCCUUAUUUAUCAUUAGCUAAUAGUUAUUUAAUAGAUAGCCCACAACCAUCAUCAAUAAAUUAUUGAUGAAACUUAGGAAGUUUACUAGGUUUAUGUUUAGUAAUACAAAUAUUAUCAGGAAUAUUUUUAGCAAUGCAUUAUUCAUCACAUAUAGAAUUAGCAUUCUCAAGUGUAGAGCAUAUAAUGCGUGAUGUUAAUGCUGGAUGAUUAAUACGUUACAUACAUGCUAAUGGUGCAUCAUUCUUUUUUAUAUGUAUGUACUUACAUAUUGGUAAAGCAUUAUAUUAUGGUAGUUAUAAAACACCAAGAACUUUAGCUUGAACAAUAGGAGUUAUAAUAUUAGUUUUAACAAUGGCAACAGCUUUCAUGGGUUACUGUUUAGUUUAUGGACAAAUGAGUCAUUGAGGUGCAACAGUUAUAACUAAUUUAUUAUCAGCAAUACCUUUUUUAGGAAAUGAUAUAGUUCCAUUUAUAUGAGGAGGAUUCUCAGUAAGUAAUCCAACAAUACAAAGAUUCUUUGCAUUACAUUACUUAUUACCAUUUAUAUUAGCUGCAUUAGUAGUUAUGCAUUUUAUGGCAUUACAUGUACAUGGUUCAGGUAAUCCAGUUGGAAUAUCAGGAAAUAUGGAUAGAAUACCUAUGCAUAGUUAUUUCAUAUUUAAAGAUUUAAUAACUGUAUUUGUAUUUAUGUUUAUAUUUAGUUUAUUUAUAUACUUCUCACCUAAUACAUUAGGACAUGCAGAUAAUUAUAUACCAGGUAAUGCAAUGGUUACUCCAGCAUCGAUAAAACAAAAAAUAUUAACUGAUAAAAAUUCUUCAAAAGAAGAAAUUCUUAAAGAAUUACAAUCAAAUAAUUCAAUUAAAAUAGAUAAUUUUAAUAAAGAUUUUAGAUUAAUUAUGAAUGGUUUAUUUCAAGCAGAAGGACAUAUAGGAGGUGAAUUAUUUAAACCUAAUACUAUAGAUUUUAAACCUAUAGUAUAUAUAUCUUUAUAUGCAAGUGAUAAAACUAUAAAAUUAUUUAAACAUUUAAAUAAUGAAUUUAAUAAUAAAUUAAAUUAUAAAAUUUAUUUAAAUAAAUCAGGUAUAUAUUAUAUAAGAAUAUAUACAAUAAAAUGAGAUAUUAUUAUAAAUAAAUGAAUACCUUAUUUUAAUAAUUGUUAUGGAGAUAAACAACGAGAUUUAAAAAUAUUAAUAAAAUUAUAUUAUUUAUCUUGUGAUCAUCGAUUAGGAAUAAAUUCUAAUAAUAAUAAUUUUAAAAUAAAAUUUAUAUAUUUAGUUUAUAAUAUGGUAGAUAAUUCACAAAAAUUUUUAUCAUUAAAUGAAAAAAUUAAUUUAGUAAUAGAAAAUGCUGUUAUAGAUUUAAAUUAUUUAAAAACUUAUUUUAAUAAUAUUAUUAAAUUAAAUAUACCUAAAAUGAGUAUACCAUUUAUAUUAGGUUUAUAUUUAGGUGAUGGUUCAUUUGAUAUAUUUAUUAGACAUAAAGAUAAAUCAGUAUGAUAUAAUCCUUGUUUAAUAAUAAAUCAAAAAUAUACAAAAGAUAAUGAUAAUUUAUUAAAAUUAAUAUCUUUAUUUUUAAAUGAUUUAAAUAUUCUUAGUAAUAUAUCUUAUCGGCCGAGCGAUAGCUCAGCAGUAUCCCCUACCUGUCGGUCGGGGAAUCCAAAAAAUAAUACUAUGAUAUUAUUAAAGAUUGAAUCAAUAAAAAAUAUGAAAUUAUUAGAAUCAGAGUUUAAAUUAUAUAAUCAAUAUUUUUUUAAUAAAUCUGAACAAAUAUAUUUAUUAGAAAAAGCAUGUCUUUUAUUAAAUAAAGUUAAAUUUUGAAGAGAAAGUAAUCUUAUACUAUUAUCUUUAAUACAUAAUAAUAAAAAUAUUAAAAAUUAUAAUUUUUAUAUAAAAAUGGUAAACGAUUAUUUUGAUAAAGUUCAAAAUGAUAAUUAUUUUAUUAGUUUAAAUGACAAUAAAAGUUGAAAUGUUAAAUUACCAAUAAAAAUUAAACCAAAUAAAAAAUAUUUUACAUUUAUGAAUAGUAAAUCUGAAAUCAUUAUGGAUAAAUUAGAAGCUUUAAAUUUAGCUAAAAAUUAUAGAAAUGAAAAAUUAAAAAACUGAUUAAUUGAAAACAAGUUAAUAUAA
Messenger RNA from [Candida] anglica, 2148 nucleotides. Lineage: Eukaryota; Fungi; Ascomycota; Pichiomycetes; Serinales; Debaryomycetaceae. The record is from the annotation of a GenBank genome assembly.